AUGUUGUACAUCUACGCUACAUCCCCAUACUGGCUGGAUCUCAAGGCUAUGUGGACGAAUUGGCCAAAUCGUGAGGUCUCAGGCCUUAUGAAAUCUUAUAUGCUGGCUCAACUCGCUUUCUGGCUGCAACAGAUCAUAGUCGUUAAUAUUGAGAAACGGCGCAAGGAUUACUGGCAGAUGAUCUCUCACCACAUUGUCACCAUCGCACUGGUGUACAGCUCGUACCGUUAUGGCCUCACCCGGGUUGGUAAUGUGGUGUUGAUAUUGAUGGAUCUCAACGAUUUGAUAUUCUCAGUGGCCAAAUGCCUGAAGUACAUGAGUCUUCAAACCUUGUGCGAUAUCAUGUUUGGCGUAUUUGUUGUCAGCUGGGUGCUUUGUCGGCAUGUUGCCUUUGUCAUGGUUUGCUGGUCUGUCUAUGCACACAGCUUGGUCAUUGCAGGGUCAACUUGUUACAUAGGCUCAGGAAAUACUAUCGGCGGCCCCGAACCUGUACCACAAGGUGAAGGGUACUUCUACAUGCUUGCGCCACUGAUAUACGACUCUGGACGAAUCUGCUACGACUACACCAUCAAGUCGCUCUUCCUUAGCGGCCUAUUGUUCCUGGAAGGUUUGAUGAUUUUCUGGCUUGUUAUGAUUAUUAAGUUGGUCGUCAGAGUUCUCCGUGGUGGCAAUGCAGAAGAUACGCGCAGCGACGAUGAAGGAGAGGACGAGGAACACGAGAUCAUGGCACCUAUAGAAGUUGUGGUUGAUACUGAGAAACUUGGUAGUCCAUUGCGCUUUUCAUCCAGUGGAAGAGGCACAUCUUGUGUCUUCCAAACAACAAGUGGGUUGACGAUCGGACAGGAAAACAAAAAGUAUCUAGGUAGAAUCGGCUGCGAGCAGAGGAUAUCACGCUGA
Fusarium poae is the source of this 897-nucleotide messenger RNA. RefSeq lists its product as uncharacterized. Gene Ontology annotation, biological process: ceramide biosynthetic process. Gene Ontology annotation, molecular function: sphingosine N-acyltransferase activity. Gene Ontology annotation, cellular component: membrane. NCBI's taxonomy places the organism in Eukaryota, Fungi, Ascomycota, Sordariomycetes, Hypocreales, Nectriaceae. The coding region runs from base 1 to 897 and encodes 298 amino acids. The transcript has 2 exons. The record is from RefSeq and is a predicted model, not a curated record.